UUCUUUUAUCCGGUUGAUAGGUCUCCAUCCAUCCAUCGCGAAUACCUACUAGCUCACUCCCGAUUCCUCAUCCAUCGCCGGGAUGGAAUUCGAAGCGGUGAGACCCAAGUACUCUCCGCCGCUCCAAUCGCUACACCUUCUCCAGGUUCAUGUGUUUUUCAGGCAUGGCGAUCGAUCGCCCACGCCGGCUUUUGGGAAUUCCAACCCGGAGGUGUGGAGCAGCAGGCUCGAGGCAGUGCCACCGCUGCUCCAGCCCCAGAACUACCAGUACCAAGAGCGCCCCUUCGGACACCUCACGAGGAAAGGAGCCGAGCAAGCGAGAGGGCUGGGAGCUUGGAUCAAGGACGCAUAUCUGGAGGAGCUCGGCGUUGAUACCAGCCAGCCGGAUUCUUUUUUGCGGGUGCGCUCAACCAACUUUCUAAGAACACACAUGACGGCUUGGUUUGUGCUUGAAGCGCUCCUCGGCUCGGGCGAGCUAGCAGCGUCGGUUCCAAUCUGCAUCUCCGAGGAUCGUCUGGAAAACUUGUAUCACAACGAUCACUGUGCACGCUUGGCCAAGCUCUGGAGAGCCUCUUUGAGCAGAAAAAGGCAAGCUGAGGUUCGUCCCGAUGGUACUGUGCAAGAAACUGGAUGGUGUGACCAGUUUGAGGACAUUCGUUUUUCCUUCUCUAAGCACCUGGAUUUACCUCAAGGAAAGAGAUUUCCAUGGGUUCUGGCUGCUGAUGUUGUUCACUGCGCACUAGCUCACGGAGAUCCUGUCCCGGAUAAUUUUACAGUCGAGAAACUAUGCGAGAUUCGAGAUUUCCUUGCUCAAGAUUACGUGAGCUCAUUUCAGGACAAAGAAAUCUGCGAGCUCUCAAUGGGAAGAUUGCUCCGAGAAGUCGUGAGUUCUAUGGAGAACCACAGAGACACACCCUCAUUGUAUUUAUAUUCUGGCCACGAUGCAACUCUCGUGCCACUCUCUGUUGCCUUGGGUCGACCAUGGCAAAGCUGGCCAUCUUACGCAGCAUCCAUUUCCAUCGAGCUAUGGCGCUCCUUGGAAGAUAGCAACCAGCAUUUCGUCCGUGUUCUCUACGAUGGCGUUGCGGUUCCCUUGCCUGUGGAGUUGGAAGGCAUCGAACAAACUUGGAAGCCCGAGCAGCAAAACAUAAUCAAGUCGAGCAAGAAAACCCUGUUUACGCUCCAGGAAUUUGUCAAGCUCGCUGGCUGGACGAUGCUCAGCGAUGCCGAGUUCCAGAACAAGUGCCAGUGCAUCUGAGAACAAGUUCAUUCGAAUUCUUUCCAAGGACAAAGUUGGAAGAAAAUAAAACAGAGCAUUUUUUACCA
Molecule: messenger RNA, 1326 nt
Organism: Selaginella moellendorffii
Lineage: Eukaryota; Viridiplantae; Streptophyta; Lycopodiopsida; Selaginellales; Selaginellaceae
Product: lysophosphatidic acid phosphatase type 6
Exons: 9
Coding region: 83-1258 (391 amino acids)
Biological process (GO): dephosphorylation
Molecular function (GO): phosphatase activity
Source: RefSeq, a predicted model, not a curated record